GUCGAUUAAACCAUAGACUUCGGAGGAGUAUUCGAAGGAGAAAAGGCUGAAGAAAGUUUGGCACAUUUGGCCACACAAUUCCAAGACUUUCGAUAACUCCCAAACACCCCCAUUUUAUCCUUCCAUCUCCCCAUCCUGCAUCUCCUUUCUUUAUCCUCUUCCUUUCUUCUGAUUGACUUGUAUUGUUUAUGUUUAAUCAAUCAUCGCACCGAGAUUUUAAUUCUUUAAUUUGUGGGUUAAGAAUCGUGCACACUUUAUUCUUCACCAAAUUUAACGCUCUGAGAGACAACCCAGAUCAGUUCUUGAGCAAAGUAAGGGUUUUCCCUAACCUUUCAAUCGUCAUACAUGUAGGAAAAUUUCUAAUCUUGUUUUUACUUGAUUUAUAACGAUACCCACUUGAAGAUUUGAGUAGAUGAUACGCUUCGUUGGUGGUAUUUGACUUUAAUUUGGAUCGAUUUGUCUGAUCUAGUUGAAGGGGAUCUUAUAUCAGCUCAGAGACUAUUUAAUUUCAAGGAUUCGAAGUUUUCAGCGUGAUCACAAUUAAUGGUUGUCGAUCAAAAUCAAGACCAUCACUGUGUAGCUUCUAGGGCUACAUAAUUGUUCCUUUGCACUCAAAAUCAUAUAGAUCUUGGGCGUUUUUAGGAAUUUGGAUAUGUCGGGAGUUGUUCAAGAUUCACUAGAGAUUAAGUUUCGUUUGAUUGAUGGAUCAGAUAUUGGUCCAAAAAGUUUUCCAGCAGCUGCAAGUGUUGCAACCUUGAAAGAAAGCAUCCUUUCUCAAUGGCCUAAAGAAAAGGAGAAUGCACCAAGAACUGUAAAAGAUGUAAAGAUAAUUAUCAACCCCCACAGGAAAAAGAAAAGAAAGCGACAAGUAACCUUAAACAAAACAAAUGUGCGUGUGUUAUAUUAUGAGAAUCGAUCCCGGGUCAAAUCGUUUACAGAUAAAGAUUGCUGGUAUAGUUACAAAUGAAUGAUGAUACGGCAGUUGAGAUCAGAAUGGUUGGACAAUGAAGAUCUUGAAUAAAAAAAAAUAUAUCAGAAAAUAAGGGAAAAAAGACACAUGUGAUUAAUAUAUGUAUUAUACAAGUUACUGUUCAAGGUUUAUAUACAAUUGGUGAGGCUUCCAAGUUCCUUUUUUUUUUCCGUAUUUUUGUGGAUUCUUGAAUACUAUUCUGAAACGCUCAGCCUGAUUCUCUUAAGGAUUGAAAAUUUGUGACUAGAUAUGAAUAAACAACAAUGAUUAUGAAUUUUUUACGUGACAUUUAUGAAAAUCGUAGAUUGGAUUAUUGGAUUAUGGUGGUUAUUAUGAAUUUAUGAUUUUACAGAAUCUUCCCAUCGGUAUAUAUUCCUAAUCUUUUUCCAAUAUGGUAUUUACCAUGGUUCUAAAAGGCGCGCCUCAAGGCGUGCCAUGGCGUGAGGCGUGGUGUAGCCGUUACGAAAACGUUCAAUGCGGGUUUGUUAAGCGUGACGCCCAAAUAACGUGUCAAGGCGCGCCUUAUCGCGUUAUGACGCGAGUUUUUUUCAGUGUCCUAGUUUGAUUGAAAUGCAUAAACAGUUAUAAAAAUUUAGAACCUUGGUAUUUACUAUAUAGUGUCCUAGUUUGAUAUUUAUUCAAUGAUUG
Lactuca virosa is the source of this 1618-nucleotide messenger RNA. Lineage: Eukaryota; Viridiplantae; Streptophyta; Magnoliopsida; Asterales; Asteraceae. The record is from the annotation of a GenBank genome assembly.